This is a messenger RNA of Megalops cyprinoides (Indo-Pacific tarpon), 5572 nucleotides long. It is a transcript of the gene rgs12a, whose product is annotated as regulator of G protein signaling 12a. Gene Ontology annotation, biological process: signal transduction. Lineage: Eukaryota; Metazoa; Chordata; Actinopteri; Elopiformes; Megalopidae. The transcript is spliced from 17 exons. The record is from RefSeq and is a predicted model, not a curated record. Bases 27 to 4475 code for a protein of 1482 amino acids. Gene Ontology annotation, molecular function: protein binding; GTPase activator activity.
UUGUGAAGUACUUAACAGAAGCAAAAAUGUUCAGACACGCCAGUACAGCAAAGAAGCGCCUUAAUUCACAUUUUGUGGCCCGGGUCAGAGGCUUGGAAGUUGCACGGGGGAGGUCAGGGUAUGGAUUCACCCUAACUGGGCAAGCUCCCUGUCUUUUGAGGACUGUUCUGAAGGGGAGCCCUGCAGAUUAUGUUGGACUGAGAUCAGGAGAUCAGAUCCUGAGUGUGAAUGAUAUCAAUGUGUCAAAAGCAUCUCAUGAGGAUGUGGUGAAGCUGAUUGGCAGGUCCUCUGGGGUCUUGCGUUUAGUCAUCGCAGAAUGUAGCAGUCACCGGGACUCUUGCUCCAGUGAUGAAGAGCUUGGAUUUCAUGAAAGCAAAAACUACUGGCUGAAGCCAAAAGUUGAUUCUAAAACCUUAGGGAUCAAUAGAGCAGAGAGGGUUGUUGCAGAAAUGCAGUCAGGGGGCAUUUUUAACAUGAUCUUUGAUAAUUCCAGUCACUCCUCAAGCAGCUCAGAUAAGGCUGCUGCUGCUACUGCUAAACCGAGGCCAUUGUCAGAACCCGAUUUCUCCUAUAGCACAAGGAAUGGAUGUUCAAAUAGCAACCCAGACCUGCUUUCAGAGGAGGAAAUGGCCAAAGUGCUGCAUGAUGACUCUGUAUUUAUUGGCAUGUUUGAAAAUCAGGACGAGGAUUUUGCACUGGAUGCGAGUGUUCUAAAUGUUGGAAUGAUUGUAGGAUACUUGGGCUCCAUUGAACUUGCCUCCACAAGUGCAAACCUGGAAAAUGACAGUUUACAAGCAAUUCGUGGUUGCAUGAGGCGCCUGAGGGCCGAGCAGAAGAUUCACUCGCUGGUAAUGAUGAAAAUAAUGCAUGACUGUGUUCAGCUUUGCAACGACAAAGGGGCUGUUCUUGCUACGUACCCAGCCGAGAAACUGGCAUUCAGCGCUGUUUGCCCAGAUGACAGAAGAUUCUUUGGUUUGGUCACUAUGCAGGUUACAGAUGACUACAGACUUGCAGAAGAAGUGGAGGGUGGACUUAGGACCUCCUGCCAUGUUUUCAUUGUAGACCCAGAGCUCUGUCCUCACAAGAUUCACCAAGGCAUUGCCAGACGCUUUAAUUUUGAAUGCACCCCAGAUCCAGACACGAAUGGCUGUCUGGAGUUCCCCCCGAUGUCACAGCCACUCCUGCAGUUUGUGUCUGUUCUUUACCGUGACAUGGGGGAGUCUAUUGAAGGGAUGAGGGCCCGGGCCUUCGCCGAUGGAGACUUAGAUGCCCAGCAGAACAAUAGCACAAGCAGCAACAGUGAUAGUGGGAUUGGAAAUUUCCUACCUGAGGAGAAGAGUAACCGGGUUCUUCUUGUUGAUUUGGGAAGCAACCCCAACAGACACAUUCCCAGUGGACCAUGGGAAAAUUCACAAACCAGGAACCUAAGCCAGGUUAACCGGAAUGGAUACCGCCAUGAGCAAGAAGGGAAAUAUCACUUCUCCGAGCUACCCCACCCGGAUCCUCCUCUGCUCGCUGGCAGGCAUCUCGGUCCCUCUGCGAGGAUCGAGGUUCCCGCCCAGCCUCCACAGCCUCAUUACCCUAACGGUAAGCGGACAGGUGUGGCCGGAACCGCUCACAACAGCGGUCACCGAUGGCUUCCCGUGCAUGUGCUGCAGGACUGGAGGCAAGGCAACGCCAGCGACCAGGAGUCCUACGCCGAGUCCACUGACGGCUGGUCCAGCGCAAACUGCAGCACCCUGCCUCCUCCGAUGAGCAAAAUCCCGGCCGACAGGUACAGAGCGGCGGGGGAAAUCGCUCGUCCUUGCAGAAUUGCCGCUGAGAAGGAUGAAUGGGCCAAAAAGCUGUUUGGAGCAGAUAAAGUGUUUGGGGACCAGCAGACUGGAAAGCGCAGCAAAGAUAGGGAAAAAAAGGGUUCGAGGUUCGGAGGCAUCACCGCAGCGUUCCCACAGCUGACGCAACGUUCCUCCGGCCGCCGCUCCUUCGGACGCUCCAAACGCCUCAGCCUGGCGCGGUCCCUCGAUGACCUGGAGUCUGCGGCGGUCUCAGAUGGCGAGCUCAACAGUGUGGACCUGAAGGGCUGCGGAAGCGACAACAGUCUGCACAGCAACGCCAGCCUGCCCAGCGUGCAGAGCCACCGCCGGCACACGGAGCGGCGUGUGGCCAGCUGGGCCGUCUGCUUCGAGCGGCUGCUGCAGGACCCCGUCGGUGUCCGCUACUUCUCGGAAUUUCUAAAGAAAGAAUUCAGUGAAGAAAAUAUCUUAUUUUGGCAAGCCUGUGAAUUUUUCAGCCACGUGCCUGAAAAUGACAAGAAGCAGUUAUCCCAGAGGGCACGGGAGAUCUACAACAGCUUCCUGUCCAGCAAGGCCACCACGCCGGUCAACAUCGACAGCCAGGCCCAGCUGGCCGAUGACAUCCUCAACGCCCCGCGGCCUGACAUGUUUAAGGAGCAGCAGCUUCAGAUUUUCAACCUGAUGAAGUUUGACAGCUACAGUAGGUUCCUCAAGUCCUCUCUGUAUCAGGAGUGCAUACUGGCGGAGGUGGAGGGCCGUCCUCUGCCAGACCCCUACCAGAUCCCCAGCAGCCCCGCCUCCUCCAAGCACAGUGUCAACUCUGACCGUUCCAACCUGUCCACACCCAAAAAGGUAGCUGCAAAGGCCAAGCCUGGGAAAUCACAGAACGAUGAUUGCAGAGAGGAGCACGUUGACAAGAAAAAAGGGAUUUUCUUCUCCUGGUCAAGAAACAGGAGUUUUGGGAAGGGACCGAAGAAAAGAGACAUCACAGACUUCAAUUAUGAUUUCUCUGGCAGUAAUGGCAGGCGUGAGUCCCAGGGUUCUUUGUCUUCCGGCGCGAGUGGUGACCCCAGGAACGCGGCGUCUGCGUUGGAGAAGGAGAAAUCCCAGAGGCACUGCAACAUCAACCUGCCGGACGGCACCUGCUGCCCGGUGCCCAUCCGGCCGGGCGUGUCCAUCAGAGAGCUGCUGUUGGGCCUGUGCGAGAAGCUCUGCAUCAACCUGGCGGCCGUGGAUCUCUUCUUGGUCGGGGGAGAGAAGCCUCUAGUUCUGGACCAAGACUGCAUAACUCUCACUUCACGGGAUUUAAGAUUAGAGAAACGCACUUUGUUCAGAUUGGACCUUGUACCCAUUAACCGAUCUGUCGGAUUGAAAGCCAAACCCACCAAACCAGUCACAGAGGUUCUGCGUCCUGUCGUUGCUAAAUACGGCCUACAGUUGAGCCAUCUGGUUGCCAAAAUUAGUGGGGAGAAGGAGCCUCUGGACCUGGGCUUGCCCAUAUCCAGCCUGGAUGGGCUGAGAGUCGUGCUGGAUGUUGCAGACCACACUUCAGGGAAAGAAAAGCAAAAAGUGGUGUCGUCAAAAAGCCAUGCGCCGCCUUUGAAUGCCAGGAGUCACUCGACAACAGGAGAUGGGAAACCUUCAGGAAAGUCCUGCUCUGAGAAAGCCAGAGGGGAAAACAGCCAGGCUGCCAGGGACACCCGGCAUUUCAGAAAAGAAGAAUCAGUUGAUAAAGUGGAAAAGAGAAAACAGAAAAAGAUUAAUAUAGAUGAAGCUGAAGAAUUCUUCGAGCUCAUAUCCAAAGCUCAGAGCAACCGAGCUAACGACCAGCGGGGUUUGCUGAACAAGAGCGACCUGGUUCUGCCGGACUUCCUGCGGUUGGCACCCGAGCCGUCCUGUUCCACCCCCACCUCCCACAAGCCGGGCCCGCGCCGGGGCCGGGAGAACAGCGCCGGCAGGGCCCACCGCAACGCCCUGAACGCCAGCCACCACUCACAGAGCCUGGACUCCUCCCUCGACUGCAGUGCUAAAGGCCCCCCAGCAGGGCGGCGACGGCAGGCGCUCAUGCCCCCUGGCAGACACAGGGCCGAGCCCCACGGCCGCGCCCCCUUCGCCGCCCCUCUCUCCCCCAUCCCCCACUCCACAGACUCCAGGGCCCGGCCGGAGAAGCCGGGCGACGCCAUCCAGACAGUGGAUGACGAGAACCUGGCAGACUUGACUCUAGUGGGGGAGGGAGACAUCACCAGUCCCAACAGCACCCUCCUGCCCCCCUCCCCCAUCCAAGCCUCUGACCAGGGCAGCCUGCCCGAAGCCAACUUCACGCCCCCCUCGCCCUGCCAUGACACUGACGAAAGCUGUGUGGACGGCCGGUCCAGCUCAGGCACAGAGAGGAGGGCAAGGGGAAGGGCGUGUGCUCCUGUGAGCCCCCAGCAGAGGGCGUCCUCCUCCGGCCCGCCGCCUGCCGGCCGGGUCAUCGACGUGGACGGGGUGCGGCUGGAGGACGCCUCGCACAGGGACUCGGACCUCAGCCUCAGCUUCGAGGGGUACGUGACGGAGCUCCGUGAGUGUCAGGGCAGGAUGAGGAGCGGCGUGUACAAGACCUCCGAGCUGCCAUCCUUGCUCACCGUCAAGGCCGACAACGGCAAGGCUCCCGAGAGCACAUAUAAGGCCACGUUCGUCUGAGGGGGGGGGGGGGGGGCCUUGAACCGCACUGUGUUAGCACCAGAGACUGCUGCAGUCACCUGACACACAAAACCACUGCUGUAAAUGGGCCAUGUUCUGAAUAUAUUGUACAUACACUCAUCAUCUAAGCACUGAAAUUUUCCUUCUGGAAAAACUAAAAUAGAUUUUUUUUUUAUUUCUUUCCCCAAAAUGUAAUUAGAUGUUACAAUUUUAAUGGUACUGUUGUUGUGUAAACCUUUUGCUUGCAUUCACAAAAGCCAAGCUAUGGUGUCAUCAAAAAGGGAAAUAUACCUGGCAGAUGGGUGAAUUUACCAGUGUUCCAAAGCCAAUAAGGUUUAGUUGCACGCAUGUUCCUGGCAAUCUUGUACCGCAGUUUUCCCAUGCAGUUAACAAGUGAUGUUAUCGACAUUUAAUUUCAGUUAUGUAUCUAAAGAUAUUUCGAUUUUCCAAGGAACUGUUCCAAGGAAGUUCCAAGGAACUGUAAGCAGAUGUUAAUAUGCUGAAUACUUGAGCUGUGUGUUUCCAUAAAGCAGAGGUGUACAAGCAGUGAGAGAUUGUAUGUUGUUCUAUCUACAUUGCUGAACAGACCUUCAUUGUGCCUGGCUGUCUCUUUGAUGUCAUGUAAUUUGAUGUACUGCAGCUGUUUCUGAUAGAGACCUCUUACUCAACCUCUGCUGUGAACUUUUUAGCAUCAGUAACAUUUCACUGACUCAGUACCAGAAGCUAUGCUCGCCAACCAAGUUUCAUGCUAUGAUUAACAACAACAGUAAAAAAGGCUAAAAUAGCUAGCUGUAGAUCUGGAACGAUGUUAGCUUUACCAUAGAGCGCAUCGCUGUUUUUGUCAAUGAUGCAGAAUUCCAGCCUUCCACAUGUAGGCUACACCACUAGUAAUCCUGUGUCUCCUUAUGUUUAUAUACUGUCACACUGUGUGGCCCUCUGUACAGUACAUGUACAUAAUAGCCUAUCAUCUUCUAGAACAUGAACUGGAUAUUAAAGCAUUGCUCUGUGUGUAGGUUUAGGAGUCACACUACAAAGGACAAAAAGUGAAAUCAUCCAACUAAUGCAGCAGUGUAAAUUUUAGCAGCACCCUUGUGUGG